UAUGAAGGUAAAUUGAGAUUCUAUCUGCUCUAUCACAGACAUGGGAAAUUACCAUAAAACUUCAGACAGGUAGAAAAGAUACAAUGAAUAAACAGAUACAUCAACUGUUUCUCUUGAGUUUUAUUGUCUGUGCCAUUGCUAAAGUUGAAUGGAAAAUAGAACAAAAAAUAUCAGCAUAUGGUGAAGAUUUAAGACUUCUUUGUAUUGCUGAUAAUUAUGCCUUUGAUGGAGGAAAGAUUAAAAGAUGGGAAGGAGGACCUAAGCAGAAAAUGCUGACAUUAAAUGGUGCUCCUGAUCAAGAGGAUGUUAUGAAAUAUAAGAUGUCCAUGCUAGAAAAUGGCUUUGAUUUGGUCAUUAACAAUGUAACGAAAGCUGAUUUGAAUGUGACAUAUGACUGCACAUAUGGAUUUAAUACCUCAGGCAAAGUUGUAUUGAAAAUAGAAGAUGCUUUUGAAGUAAGAAAGACUGUGAAACCUAGUAAAGUAGAAAGAGAGGGAACUAACACUUCAAAAGUUUAUGUUAUCCCAUUUUCAGUGUUGGCUGUUGUUGCUGUAAUUGUCAUCCUGUUAAUAAUUUUACACUGUAAAGGAAAACUUAAAGAUCUGAAAGGCAAAUUAUGUGGUAUCAGGGAAAAUGAAGAACGUGACCAAGAGUUAGGAUUAGAAGAAAAACAAGAGACAGGACUUUGUCUUCAACAGCCUAAUGGAUAUGCUAGUCAUCAUUCUAAUGGAGGAACAAGUGUUUCUAUAGAAGCUGAAGGAGAUGAGUUAUUACUCUCACAUUCAAAUGAUGGAAAUUCAGAAAGCAUAAUAGAUGUUCCAUUUGAGUCGUAUCAAAGAAGCCAGACAGAAUUAAUAACAGAAGAGCCAUGUAACACAGAUCAUGAUACUUUCAAUUAUACUUCAGUUAAAAGUGUUAUUACUCCCAAAGACACUGCAUCAUGUUUUUUCACAGAAGUUAAUGAAUGUGACUUAUUACCUCAACAACAUGAAGAGUGUACAGAUUUUCCAGUUGUACCUUUGACACCUCAUCAAUCUGAAUUAGUAACAAGUGUAACAGAAAGUAAAACAUUAGAGCAAUGCAAUACUAACCCUGAUGGAGAAUCUGCAGAUGAAACUCCACUUAAAGGUGUCACUGCUGUCGGAGACACUGCAUCACCACCGACAGCAAGUGUUCCUGGUAGUGACUUCCAAUUUAGUAUAUCAAAUGUGCAAUAUAAGAAAAAGUGUACAUCUGCUCAUGCUAAAUAUAAUCCAGCAUAUAAAAAUCAAAAUACCAGAGAAAAAAGCUUCAAGUCACCACAUUGCAAUUGGACUCUCUCACAACCAUCAAUACAACAAAUGGCCAAAGCUGGAUUCUUCUGUAAUGGAUAUAAAUCAAAAGUGCAGUGCUAUUCCUGUGGUAAAAAGAGUGAUUGGCAAGAAGGAGAUGAUCCAUUUGAUGAAAUCUUUCAUGAAAAUUGUCGACAUUUGAAAUACAUAAAGCAAAAACAGACUUCAAGUGAAAACUCUUAGCAGAAUCAAACUACCAACUGAACUGCAGUUAAAUGUUAAAAUGGAGUAAAAACAAUGAUAUUUGCUAUCAAUUGACUAAAUGCAUAAUUUCAAAUUAUCCCAUUUGAAAAUAACCUUCUUUCUACAGAUGAUAUAAUUGUUCCAAGAACAGAAAGAUGCUGAUCUGAUGAUUACAUUUUAUAUUUUGAGUUAAUGGCUAUGAUGCAGGAUAGUGUUCUGUUUUAUGGAGAAGGCAGAAAUAUGUCCAACUAAGCAUUGACACCGAAUACAACUAUUUUAUAGAGGAAUUUAUUAGAAGUGCAUAAAAUGCAUGUUUAACAGUCAAUCAUAUUAAUUUUUUUAAUUUUGCAUUUGACAUUA
Messenger RNA from Mytilus trossulus (common blue mussel), 1874 nucleotides. RefSeq lists its product as uncharacterized. The coding region runs from base 84 to 1514 and encodes 476 amino acids. NCBI's taxonomy places the organism in Eukaryota, Metazoa, Mollusca, Bivalvia, Mytilida, Mytilidae. The transcript has 11 exons. The record is from RefSeq and is a predicted model, not a curated record.